Molecule: messenger RNA, 1908 nt
Organism: Cinclus cinclus
Lineage: Eukaryota; Metazoa; Chordata; Aves; Passeriformes; Cinclidae
Gene: GPR89B
Product: G protein-coupled receptor 89B
Exons: 15
Coding region: 9-1424 (471 amino acids)
Biological process (GO): intracellular pH reduction
Cellular component (GO): Golgi cisterna membrane
Molecular function (GO): voltage-gated monoatomic anion channel activity
Source: RefSeq, a predicted model, not a curated record
GCGCCGCCAUGAGCUUCCUCAUCGACUCCAGCAUCAUGUUCACCUCGCAGUUGUUCUUUCAAGGCAGCUGCGUUCGAUCUUCUUGCCCAGCAUUCCAGGUGCUGUUCUUUGGAUUUGGGUGGCUCUUCUUCAUGCGAAAGCUCUUCAAGGAUUAUGAGGUGAGACAGUAUGUGGUCCAGGUGAUAUUCUCUGUGACUUUUGCCUUCUCUUGUACCAUGUUUGAGCUGAUCAUCUUUGAGAUUUUGGGCGUGCUGAACAGCAGCUCUCGAUAUUUUCAUUGGAAGCUGAACCUGUGUGUCAUUUUGCUCAUCCUGGUCUUCAUGGUGCCCUUCUACAUUGGUUACUUUGUUGUGAGCAAUAUCAGAUUAUUGCACAGACAGAAACUACUUUUUGCAUGUGUUGUGUGGUUGACAUUCAUGUAUUUCUUCUGGAAGUUGGGGGAUCCAUUUCCUAUCCUCAGCCCAAAACAUGGAAUCCUGUCUAUAGAACAGCUCAUCAGCCGUGUUGGUGUGAUUGGGGUGACACUCAUGGCUUUGCUGUCAGGAUUUGGGGCUGUCAACUGUCCAUACACUUACAUGUCCUACUUUCUCAGGAAUGUGACAGAUGCAGAUAUUCUGGCUCUCGAGCGACGUCUCCUUCAGACUAUGGACAUGAUUGUUAGUAAGAAAAAAAGGAUAGCAGUGGCUCACAGGACAAUGUUCCAGAGAGGAGAAGUACAUAACAGACCCACUGGCUUCUGGGGAAUGAUAAAAAGUGUCACAACAUCUGUUCCUGGCAGUGAAAAUCUGUCCCUUAUCCAGCAAGAAGUGGAUGCUCUGGAAGAAUUGAGUCGGCAGCUUUUCCUGGAAACUGCCGACUUGCAUGCAACAAAGGAGAGAAUAGAGUAUUCCAAAACUUUCCAGGGAAAAUACUUUAACUUUAUGGGUUAUUUUUUCUCCAUCUAUUGUGUCUGGAAAAUCUUCAUGGCAACCAUCAAUAUUGUAUUUGAUCGUGUGGGGAAGACUGAUCCAGUCACAAGAGGAAUUGAGAUCACUGUAAAUUACCUGGGAAUCCAGUUUGAUGUCAAAUUCUGGUCUCAGCACAUUUCCUUUAUUCUUGUUGGAAUAAUCAUUGUUACCUCUAUUAGAGGGUUGUUAAUCACACUUACAAAGUUCUUCUAUGCCAUUUCCAGCAGCAAGUCCUCCAAUGUUAUUGUUCUGCUGUUAGCACAGAUAAUGGGAAUGUACUUUGUGUCAUCAGUGCUCCUGAUCCGCAUGAGCAUGCCUCCAGAAUACCGCACCAUUAUUACAGAAGUCCUGGGAGAGCUCCAGUUCAACUUCUAUCACCGUUGGUUCGAUGUGAUAUUUCUAGUUAGUGCCCUGUCUAGUAUCCUCUUUCUCUACUUAGCACACAAACAAGCCCCAGAAAAACAUAUGGCCCUCUGAGGCAGAUCUGCAGCCAUGCAUUGCUCUCUGUCCUGUCAGCUGCACUGCUGCAACUCCUGUGGAUUGCAGAACUCUGAGAGACAGGACUGCUGUAUGUGUUCUGGCAGUGUAACUGUAAAACUUGGAGAGACAGGACUACUCUGUGUGUUCUGGCUCCUUGAACCUCCACACAUGUCAUCAUCCAGCUCUGUGGCUCAUUUUGUUCAGUGCUACAGCUGGAAGGGACGUGGGUGUGUGUAUUGAACUUGAAACAGUUCAUUGCCAGGCAAUAAAAGCAAUCCUGGAUACACCACUAUCCAGGGGCAUCAGAACUUGUGGUAGGCUGGCUGAGGGAACACCUCCUACUGUUGGAACGUUAUCUUCACAGGAAGGCACCAAGAAAUGUGGCUUUUCUUUUGAAAAUCAACUUAUAAUCGGGAUUUGGAGGACAACAGUUCUGGAAUUGAAUGUUUGAAUCUGUGGAAUUAAAUCAGCUUUUGUAAUA